AGAGAAAGGUCAGAUUCACAGCCAUCGUUUUCAUCUGAAGGGCUUUGGCUUGCUCAGUGCGUGUUGAGUUUAAUGUUACACGCAUUGCUUCAGUAGUUCAUUCCGUUCUCAGACACAGUACAGGAGACAAUGCUGCAGAACACAGGGAAGCUGGCAGGAUAUACCGUCUUCAUUACCGGAGCGAGUCGAGGUAUUGGCAAGGCCAUUGCUCUCAAAGCUGCACGGGACGGAGCCAAUGUGGUCAUCGCUGCCAAAACCGCUGAUCCUCACCCCAAACUGCCGGGCACCAUCUACACAGCUGCUGCAGAGAUUGAAGCUGCUGGAGGCAAAGCACUGCCGUGCAUCGUAGACGUCCGUGAUGAGAAGCAGAUCAAUGAUGCUGUUGGAAAAGCUGUGGAGAAAUUUGGAGGGAUUGACAUAUUGGUCAACAAUGCCAGUGCCAUCAAUUUAACAGGAACUCUGGAAACUCCAAUGAAGAAAGUUGACCUUAUGCUAGGCAUCAAUCUCAGGGGAACGUACCUGACGUCUAAACUGUGCAUUCCACAUCUUCUGAAGAGCAAGAACCCUCACAUACUUAACCUCAGCCCACCUCUAAACCUCAAUCCCAUCUGGUUCAAAAACCACACAGCGUACACCAUGGCAAAGUAUGGCAUGUCCAUGUGUGUACUUGGAAUGGCCGAAGAGUUCAAGGGAUCUAUCGCUGUUAAUGCCUUAUGGCCCAAGACAGGUAAUGACUUUCCUGCAUCACUGGUUCAGGCGUGUUUGAUUGGGUUUGGAGCUGAAAUCUGCAGGACGGUAGCUCUCCAGGAGCAGGGUGAUCAUGCUGGAGUCUGGUACAUUGAUCUGAAGAACGAUGCAGGAAGUGCUGGCAGUGGGGAACCACCUGUCAAAGCUGAUGUUGUCAUGACGUUGGACAGCUCAGAUUUCAUCAAGAUGUUCGGAGGGAAAUUAAAGCCCACUAUGGCGUUCAUGUCUGGAAAGCUGAAGAUUAAGGGUGACAUGGGCCUUGCCAUGAAAUUGGACAAGAUGAUGGGCAUGAUAAAGCCUAAGCUGUGAUAUGAUCACUCACUCUACCAUCUCCUGCCUUACAUGAUGUGAUGUACAUGAUCACUUUUCAGAAUGCAGAAUCACUGCAUUAAACCAUUUUGCUGAUGCUAAUUUUAAUAGAGGAUUUUCCUUCAGUUACAUUUUCUUCACUGCAUGUAAUAUACUUGCAGUGUAAAGUAUAUGCAUACUUCUUGCAACUGCCACUGGUUCGAGAAAAAAAA
This is a messenger RNA of Sinocyclocheilus grahami, 1268 nucleotides long. Its product is annotated as hydroxysteroid dehydrogenase-like protein 2. The transcript has 9 exons. Gene Ontology annotation, cellular component: mitochondrion. Lineage: Eukaryota; Metazoa; Chordata; Actinopteri; Cypriniformes; Cyprinidae. Bases 130 to 1056 code for a protein of 308 amino acids. The record is from RefSeq and is a predicted model, not a curated record.